AUGGCUGAAACAAAGCUCCCCGAUACCAUUUCAAGUUUCGGUGAAUUUCUACGCAGCUCUGUAGAUGGUCCCGGGACGAAUGCUUUGUUUGGCUCAAAUUUAUGGAACACAAGGAACUAUUCGACCCUGACACCAUUGUAUCUCAUCAUUUCACUAUGGAUUAUCUACAGUACUGGUCUUGCAGCAUAUCGAUUAACAUUAUCUCCCAUCGCCAAGAUACCGGGACCAAAGAUAGCAGCUGUGACAUUUUGGUAUGAGAUGUAUUACGACAUUUGGCUUGGAGGGACAUAUUACCGAAAGAUCGACGAGAUGCAUAAGAAAUAUGGCCCUAUUGUCCGUAUCAAUCCCUAUGAAGUUCACUUAAAUGACCCGGAUUUUAUCGAUUCUGUCUUUCCUGGACCUGGGAGACAAACUGACAAAUAUUUCUUCACUGGUAGAAGAACAGGAACUCAAAACUCCAUCGUUGCAACCAUCGAUCAUGAUAUGCACCGCAAAAGACGCAACACAAUCACUAAUUUCUUUUCAAAUGCUAGUAUUCGUAGACUAGAGCCUGUCAUGAAAGAACACAUCAAUACUCUUCUAUCUAGAAUGCAAGGUGCUGGAACGAAGGAGCAAGUCUUACCAAUGCAUUUUGUGUUCCGGGCUUGUACCAGCGAUCUUAUCACUCAGUAUGCUUUUGGAGAAUCUUUCCAUUUCUUAGAACAGGAAGAUUUUUCCAUGCCUUACAUGGAAUCUACCGAUGUUUUCUUUAAACUCAAUCAUACCUUCUGUCACUUUCCCUGGGUUGGUACGUUGCUCGCAUCGGCACCACCUUGGGCUAUCAAAACCUUUAUUCCAUCUUUGACCGAAAUGUGGGAUAAGGCAGCUAUGUGGAUAGAACGUGUCGAUGAAGUUAGAAAUUCUCCAAAUCCUGAAAAAAUCAAGACUACGAUUUUUGAAGGCGUAUUGAGUAGUAAACUUCCCGAUGAGGAAAAGACCAAUCUGAGGCUAGCACAUGAAGCACAGUUGGUUGUAUUUGCAGGAGAAGGUACAACAGCCUAUACGCUUCAAUCUGCUCUCUUUCAGCUACUCGCCAAUCCCAAGGAAUUUGAGAAGGUAAAGGAAGAGAUAAAUGCAGCUAUUCCAAAUUCAGAUAGCCUCCCAUCUUUCUCUGAGGUGGAAAGCCUACCAUACCUGAACGCAGUGAUUCAAGAGACAAUUCGCAUUCAUCCCGGCGUUGUCUCACGCUUGCCACGAGUCUCUCCCAAAACUCCGACUUUGUACCAUGACAAGAAAAACGACAAAGAUUAUAUCAUUCCAGCCGGUACCUCGACGAACAUGACUGCUCAAAUUGCACACAUGAAUGCAGAUGUUUUUGAAAAUCCAUACGAGUUUAGUCCACAGAGGUGGAUUGACAAUCCAAGACUCGACAAGGCCUUUAUUGGUUUUGCUCGAGGUACGAGGAAUUGCAUUGGAAUGAACUUUGCACGUCUCGAAAUGUCCCUAGUUCUUGCGGCUAUUAUUCAGAAGUAUGAGAUUUAUCGCGGACAAGACGGACCGACGUUGGAGCUAUUUGACACGCUCCGUGAAAGAGACAUUGAUUUAAAUCACGAUUAUAUUAUACCUUUCCCCGCAAAAGGCAGUCCAGGCUUACGCGUUAAGAUAAGAAAUUAG
Messenger RNA from Botrytis deweyae, 1653 nucleotides. RefSeq lists its product as uncharacterized. The transcript has 8 exons. Gene Ontology annotation, molecular function: oxidoreductase activity, acting on paired donors, with incorporation or reduction of molecular oxygen; heme binding; monooxygenase activity. Bases 1 to 1653 code for a protein of 550 amino acids. The record is from RefSeq and is a predicted model, not a curated record. NCBI's taxonomy places the organism in Eukaryota, Fungi, Ascomycota, Leotiomycetes, Helotiales, Sclerotiniaceae.